AUGGCGCCGCAGAAACGAAAACCAAUCGACGAUGCUUUUAUCACGACGCUUUCCGACAACGACGAAGAUCUUUGCCAAGAAGAACUGCCAGUGCUUCCAGCCAAGAAGAAGACCAAAACCAGCAAAAAUUCGAAAAAGCACAGUAAAGUCGACGAGGCAUCUGAUGAAGACAAACCUCAGGGUAUCUGGGGCCCUAAGGAUGAUGACGAUGGCGCCAUGGACUCUGACUUUGAGUUUGUCGCAGAUGAUGCGGGGGAGUUUGGCGAUGAAGAAUUCGAAGGCUGGGGAUUCGAAGGGGCUAAGAAGAAAAUGACUGAGAAGAAGGGUGUUGAUCUGGAAGAGAUCAUUCGCCGACGAAGAGAGAAGAAAACUGGAAAGACCGAUAAGUCUUUGGAAAGCGCUGAUGAAGCGGUCGAGGCUGAGAACAACCUGGACAUGACCCUGGAUGAUGGUGAUGAUGAAGUGCUUGCCGAUGAUGCCUUCGGAAUGAAUGUCGACUCUGAGACUGAAGAGCAGGAGGAAGAAGCAGAAGCAGAUGACGGAAAAGACACGGAUGCCUCGGACAAGGCUGAUGCCAAUGACGAUGACCACGACGACGAGCCCGCUUCCGACAAUGACUCCGUGGCUACACCAGAGGCUCACCCCGACGAUGCGGCUUCUGACGCCAGCGACGGUGAGGAAGAUGCCGAGGAGGAAGCGAAACGGGCCGCCUUCUUUGCCCCCGAGGAGGGACACAAGUCGGGCAAGACAAUAGACCUUUCUUCGUUCCAAGGCAUGUCGUUAUCUCGACCUAUCCUGCGUGGCCUGGCCGCCGUUGGCUUCACCAAGCCCACGCCUAUCCAAGCCAAGACUAUUCCUAUUGCUCUCAUGGGAAAGGAUCUUGUUGGUGGAGCCGUGACUGGUUCUGGCAAAACUGGUGCCUUUUUCGUUCCCAUCCUAGAACGACUACUGUUUCGCCCUAAAAAGAUCCCGACCACUCGCGUCGUUGUUCUCACGCCGACCCGUGAAUUGGCCAUGCAGUGUUGCGAUGUGGGCACAAAGCUGGCUCGCUAUACUGAUAUCAAGUUUUCCUUGGCUGUCGGCGGUCUCAGCCUAAAGGCACAGGAGGUCGAGCUUCGUCUACGGCCUGAUGUCAUUGUUGCCACGCCGGGUAGAUUUAUUGACCACAUGAGGAACUCGGCCAGUUUCAACGUCGACACUGUCGAGAUCUUGGUUCUUGAUGAAGCCGAUCGCAUGCUGGAGGAUGGAUUCGCAGACGAACUCAAUGAAAUUCUCACGACAUUGCCCAAAUCAAGACAGACCAUGCUGUUUUCGGCCACCAUGACCUCAACCGUGGAUCGUCUGAUUCGAGUUGGACUGACCAAGCCUGUGCGGCUCAUGGUUGAUUCACAAAAGAGGACUGUGACCACAUUGGUACAAGAGUUUGUUCGACUACGACCAGGGAGAGAAGACAAGCGGAUGGGAUAUCUUGUACAUCUUUGCAAGGCAUUUUAUCAGGAGAGGGUUAUUAUUUUCUUCCGUCAGAAGAAGGAAGCUCACAGGGCGCGCAUUAUUUUCGGCUUGCUAGGCCUAUCGUGUGCCGAAUUACACGGUAGCAUGAACCAGUCACAGCGUAUUUCCAGCGUUGAAGCAUUCAGAGACGGCAAAGUUUCGUAUCUACUGGCCACAGAUCUUGCUUCGCGUGGUCUGGAUAUCAAAGGCGUCGACACAGUUAUCAACUACGAAGCACCUCAGUCCCUCGAAAUUUACGUUCAUCGUGUCGGCCGCACGGCUCGCGCGGGGCGGAAGGGCACAGCGGUGACUCUGGCGGCCGAGGGCGACCGCAAGGUUGUCAAGGCUGCCGUCAAGGCUGGAAGGACACAAGGUGCAAAGAUUACGAGCAGAGUCAUUGCCCCCGCAGAUGCAGAUAAGCUGCAAGAAGAAAUUGACGGCAUGGAGGAUGAAAUUAACGAAAUCAUCCAGGAAGAAAAGGAGGAGAGGCAACUGGCACAAGCAGAGAUGCAAGUAAAGAAGGGCGAAAAUUUGAUUGAGCACGAGGCGGAGAUCAAGUCAAGACCGAAGAGGACUUGGUUUGAGACGCAGCACGACAAGAAGAAGGCUAAGCAAGCCGGCAAGGACGAACUCAAUGGCUUGCGUGAGUCGCUGAAGAAGAAAGGCAGCGGAAAGUUGAGCAACAAGGACAAGAAGACGCUUGACGCUAAAGCCAUGCGAUCGGGGGGGAGGUUAUGGAAGAAGGGCAAAGGGGACGCGGAGGCGCACAAGGGCAAGGGCCCGGGGAAGGCGAAGGGAAAGGCAAAGGGUAGAACCAAAGGCAAGCGGUAG
Molecule: messenger RNA, 2322 nt
Organism: Metarhizium album ARSEF 1941
Lineage: Eukaryota; Fungi; Ascomycota; Sordariomycetes; Hypocreales; Clavicipitaceae
Product: dependent RNA helicase drs-1
Exons: 2
Coding region: 1-2322 (773 amino acids)
Molecular function (GO): RNA helicase activity; nucleic acid binding; ATP binding
Source: RefSeq, a predicted model, not a curated record